AUGACGAGUCUUCAAGACUUGCAGAUUGCCAUUAUUGGCGCCGGGAUGGGCGGUCUGACGACGGCUCUGGCGCUGGCCAAACGAGGGUUCAAGUGCAUCGACGUUUACGAAAACGCACAGGAUUUGGGGUUCGUUGGCGCGGGGAUUCAGCUGGCGCCAAACAUGGCCCGCGUAUUGGAUGGAUUGGGAGUUUGGCGUGGAAUUGAAGCCGAAGCUGUGGAUAUCUCGGAGACGUCUGUUCGAGACGGUGCAACGGAUAAUGAGCUUGCCCAUGUCGAGCUCGGAUACAUUGAAAAAACCUAUGGAUACAAGCACAUGGUAGGCCAUCGAGCCUCAUUAGCCGGGGGACUCUUCGAGGGAUGCAAGGCCCAACCCGCUAUCAAGUUCCACUUUGGCAUCAAUGCGGAAAACGUCGACUUUGGAUCUCGGCCGUCCUUUACAGCUGUACCGCGUGAACAAGGUAAACCCUCUUUUCGCGUGGAAUGCGAUGUCCUCCUCGCCGCCGACGGAAUCAAAUCAUUAGCGCGGCAGGAGAUGCUCAAACGCUUGAAUGUCAACGUCGGCGUCCGCGAUACCCACCAAGCCGCCUACCGGAUCAUGAUCCAUAAAGAGCAGAUCCAAAAUGACCCGGAACUCCUGGCCCUGAUCAACAGCACGCGCGUAACUCGCUGGAUCGGACCCAAACGACACAUCAUCGCCUACGCCGUCUCCAACAACACCAUCUACAAUCUCUCCACCGCCCAGCCCGACACCAACUUUGCCGCCGCCACCAACGCCACCUAUACCACCAAGGGAUCCAAAAGCGCCAUGAUGGAGGUCUUCGAAGACUUUUGUCCCAUGGUCAAGCGAAUGCUCGAUUACGUCCCCGAAGGCGAAGUCUGCGAGUGGAAGUUACGCGUUCAUGACCCCCUCCCGACAUGGGUCUACGACAACGUCGCUCUGAUCGGCGACGCCUGUCAUCCCACGCUGCCUCAUCUCGCCCAGGGUGCUGCGCAGGCCAUUGAGGACGGUGCCGUUCUGGCCGUGGCUCUCUCCCGGUUGCCCGAUACCACGCCCGAGUCGAUCAACAAGGCGCUGCGGGUGUAUGAACGGGUUCGCAAGUCCCGUGCUGAGACCUUGGUCGAGAUGGCGGCUGCUUCGGGUCGUGCGUUACAUCUGGGUGAUGGCGCUGCGAAGGAGGAGCGAGACCGUCAAUUUGCGGCUUUGCGGCAGGGCAAGGGCCCGGUUCCGGAUAAGUGGGCGGAUGCGGAUGUUCAGAGGGAGAUUUAUGGAUUUGACUGUGUCAAAGUCGCCGAGGAGAAGUUUGAUGAGUACUUUGGUCAAAUGGAUAAUACACCUCGUGACUCGAAGCUUGCGUGA
Penicillium oxalicum is the source of this 1359-nucleotide messenger RNA. Its product is annotated as putative monooxygenase. Lineage: Eukaryota; Fungi; Ascomycota; Eurotiomycetes; Eurotiales; Aspergillaceae. Gene Ontology annotation, molecular function: monooxygenase activity; FAD binding. The transcript is spliced from 3 exons. The record is from RefSeq and is a predicted model, not a curated record. Gene Ontology annotation, biological process: secondary metabolite biosynthetic process. Bases 1 to 1359 code for a protein of 452 amino acids.